AUGAAUCGCAACUGUGAUUGGUUGAGUCGGAAGGACACGAAAGCCGUUAAGAAGCUGCAUUAUCGCGCUGAAAUAUCAACGGUUCUCCGCAGUAGCACAAAGCGUAUUGCAGCAAUGGCUCCUCAACAGACCUUCUUGACGCUGAACACCGGCUACAAAAUGCCUCAACUUGGUUUUGGCACGUUUUCAACAACUCCAUAUGCAGUGGAAAAACCGGUACUUUGGGCGAUUGAGGCAGGCUAUCGGCAUAUUGACUGUGCUCAUAUAUACAGAAAUGAGGACGAUAUCGGAAGGUCCGUGAGGAAGAAGAUUGAGGAUGGAACUGUGACACGCGAGGAUAUGUUCAUCACAUCAAAGUUAUGGUGCGAUAAGCAUCGUCGUAAUGAUGUUCGUCCAGCGUGUGAGGAAAGCUUGCGCAAACUGGGACUUGCGUACCUAGAUCUUUAUCUCAUUCACUACCCAGUGGCAUUUAAGGUUGCUUUCACUUUAGCCAUUUUUCGAAUACAUAUAAAAGAAGGUCAGAAAUUUUCUGCAACCAACUCAGAUGUGUUUGAAUUUGAGGACGUCCCAUUUGAAGAAACGUGGCAGGCUCAACUUGAUCGAAUUUUGGCCAUCUGCAAAAUACCUCCGGCCGUAAACCAAAUUGAGACGUCCGUGAAUUGGCUAUAUCAGAAGCAUAUCGACUAUGCCCACUCAAAAGGCAUUCAUAUUAUAGCCUACGGUCCUUUGGGUUCUCCGGAAAUAAUGAAGUAA
Messenger RNA from Dibothriocephalus latus, 753 nucleotides. The record is from the annotation of a GenBank genome assembly. NCBI's taxonomy places the organism in Eukaryota, Metazoa, Platyhelminthes, Cestoda, Diphyllobothriidea, Diphyllobothriidae.